Neogale vison (American mink) is the source of this 3179-nucleotide messenger RNA. RefSeq names its product thrombospondin type 1 domain containing 4 (gene THSD4). The transcript has 18 exons. Bases 126 to 3179 code for a protein of 1017 amino acids. Gene Ontology annotation, molecular function: metalloendopeptidase activity. NCBI's taxonomy places the organism in Eukaryota, Metazoa, Chordata, Mammalia, Carnivora, Mustelidae. Gene Ontology annotation, biological process: extracellular matrix organization. The record is from RefSeq and is a predicted model, not a curated record. Gene Ontology annotation, cellular component: extracellular matrix.
GGCGAGGCGAGGCGGCCGCCGGCCGAUCCGGGACGCUGACCGCCAGGAGCCGGACACCACUCCCAUCUGUGGAAAAUUAGUAACCUCUCAGAGGCGCCCUUGCUUCUUCCGGGACGCCGAGCAUCAUGGUUUCUCAUUUCAUGGGGUCGUUCAGUGUCCUGGGUUCCCUCCUGCUGCUUGGACUCCAGCUCGUCUGCCCACAGCCCUCCACUGAACACAGAAAGGUCCCGCAGCGGAUGGCGGCGGCCCAGGGCGUCCCCGAGGACAGCGGCGGCGGCGGCGGCUCCCCGGGCGUGUGGGGCGCCUGGGGACCCUGGUCCGCCUGCUCGCGCAGCUGCAGCGGCGGCGUGAUGGAGCAGACGCGGCCCUGCCUGCCCAGCUCGUACCGCGCGCGUGGGUCCCUGCGUCCCGGAGCGCCCCCGCGCGCCUUCGCUGGCCACGUGGUGUCGGCCGUGCGCACGUCGGUGCCGCUGCACCGGAGCCGCGAGCGCCAGGAGUUGCGCGCCCCGGUCGGUCCCGAUGCCAGCCGCCAGGGCCCCGGGUCGCGGGGCAGCCGACACCCGCAGGCGAGGGCCCGCGACCCCACGGCGGAAAGAAGGAGCAGGACCCGCGGCCCCAUCGGCCCUGGCAAGUAUGGCUACGGUAAGGCCCCGUACAUCCUGCCGCUGCAGACGGACUCCACGCACUCGCCGCAGAGGCUUCGGAGGCAGAGGCCUUCCAGGUCGCAGGGGGCAUCGGGUCCCAGCCACGGCUACAGCCCGCCGGCCCACCGGGCUCCCCAGCACAGGCCUCUGUACCAGACUGACGGGGGCCCCCGUUCUGGACUGCAGACCUCCGAGGCCUCCGUCUACCAGCUGCCGUUGACCCAUGACCCAGGCUUCCCCGCAGCUUCCAGUCUCUUCCACGGCCUGGAAAGCAGCAGCAGCCAUGACCCGGGGGCCCCCAGGGCAGCGCAGAGCUCCUCACAGCCCGCCCGGUCUGCAGCCAUCUCCUGCAUCGGGGCCUACCGACAGUACAAGCUGUGUAACACCAACGUGUGUCCAGAAAGCAGUAGAAGCAUCCGGGAAGUCCAGUGCGCGUCCUACAACAACAAGCCCUUCAUGGGCCGCUUCUAUGAAUGGGAGCCGUUUGCAGAAGUAAAGGGCAACCGGAAGUGUGAGUUGAACUGCCAGGCAAUGGGCUACCGCUUCUACGUCCGCCAAGCUGAGAAGGUCAUUGAUGGUACCCCCUGUGACCAGAAUGGCACGGCCAUCUGCGUGUCUGGGCAGUGCAAGAGCAUUGGCUGUGACGACUACCUGGGCUCAGACAAGGUGGUGGACAAAUGCGGGGUGUGCGGCGGCGACAACACAGGCUGUCAGGUUGUGUCGGGCGUGUUCAAGCACGCCCUUACCAGCCUGGGCUACCAUCGCGUGGUCGAGAUCCCCCAAGGAGCCACCAAAAUCAACAUCACCGAGAUGCACAAGAGCAACAACUAUUUGGCUUUGCGAAGUCGUUCCGGCCGCUCCAUCAUCAACGGGAACUGGGCGAUUGACCGGCCGGGAAGGUACGAGGGUGGAGGGACCAUGUUCACCUACAAGCGUCCGAAUGAGAUUUCGAGCACCGCUGGAGAAUCCUUUCUGGCUGAAGGCCCCACGAAUGAGAUCUUGGAUGUCUAUAUGAUCCACCAGCAGCCCAAUCCCGGAGUCCACUAUGAAUACGUCAUCAUGGGGACCAACGCCAUCAGCCCGCAGGUGCCUCCUCACAGGAGACCAGGGGAGCCCUUCAAUGGCCAGCUGGGAUCAGAUGGGAGGAGCCAGGAGGAGGGAGCAGAGAAAGAGGGGGCCGAGGAGAAGGAAGAUGUGCAUGGCGGGGCCCCCCAAGUAUUCACCUCGGAAUCAGCACAGACCUUCCCAGUCAGGCAUCCAGACGGAUUUUCCUCCCACCGACCCGACAAUCUGGUUCCAGCGGCCCCGCAGCCCCCAAGGCGAAGCCGGGACCACAACUGGAAACAGCUCGGGACCACAGAAUGCUCCACGAGUUGUGGGAAAGGAUCGCAGUUCCCUAUCUUUCGCUGUGUACACAGAAACACCCACGAAGAGGUUCCUGAGAGCUACUGCGACUCCAGCAUGAAGCCUACCCCUGAGGAGGAGCCCUGCAACCUCUUCCCUUGCCCAGCCUUCUGGGACAUCGGAGAGUGGUCCGAGUGCAGCAAAACCUGCGGCCUGGGCAUGCAGCACCGCCAGGUCCUGUGCCGCCAGGUGUACGCCAACCGCAGCCUGACGGUGCAGCCCUAUCGCUGCCAGCACCUGGAGAAGCCCGAGACCACCAGCACCUGCCAGCUCAAGAUCUGCAGCGAGUGGCAGAUCCGGACGGACUGGACCUCGUGCUCAGUGCCCUGCGGAGUGGGGCAGAGGACCCGAGAUGUGAAGUGCGUGAGCAACAUCGGGGACGUGGUGGACGACGAGGAAUGCAACAUGAAGCUCCGGCCCAAUGACAUUGAGAACUGCGACAUGGGGCCCUGUGCCAAGAGCUGGUUCCUCACCGAGUGGAGUGAACGGUGCUCAGCAGAGUGUGGGGCUGGAGUGCGGACACGCUCCGUGGUGUGCAUGACGAACCACAUCAGCAGCCUGCCCCUGGAGGGCUGUGGGAACAACCGGCCUGCGGAGGCCACCCCUUGUGACAAUGGGCCCUGCACGGGCAAGGUGGAGUGGUUUGCAGGGAGCUGGAGUCAGUGUUCCAUCGAGUGUGGGAGUGGGACCCAACAGAGGGAGGUGAUUUGUGUUAGGAAGAAUGCGGACAUCUUUGAAGUCCUGGACCCCUAUGAAUGUUCCUUCCUGGAGAAACCCCCCAGCCAGCAAUCGUGCCACCUCAAGCCUUGUGGGGCCAAAUGGUUUAACACAGAAUGGAGCAUGUGCUCCAAGAGCUGCCAGGGUGGCUUCCGGGUCCGCGAAGUACGCUGCCUGUCAGAUGACAUGACCAUAAGCAAUCUCUGUGACCCGCAGUUGAAACCAGAAGAGAAAGAAUCUUGUAACCCUCAGGACUGUGUCCCUGAAGUUGAUGAAAACUGCAAGGACAGGUACUACAACUGCAACGUGGUGGUCCAGGCGCGACUCUGCGUCUACAACUACUACAAGACCGCCUGCUGCGCCUCCUGCACCCGCGUGGCCAACAGGCAGGCGGGCUUCCUGGGGAGCAGAUAA